Molecule: messenger RNA, 813 nt
Organism: Pelecanus crispus (Dalmatian pelican)
Lineage: Eukaryota; Metazoa; Chordata; Aves; Pelecaniformes; Pelecanidae
Source: RefSeq, a predicted model, not a curated record
UUCCCAUCACUGGAAAGGGGGCAGCUGGGCUUGGUAGUCAGGCACAUUAACAGUGCAACGUGGUGGCACGAGCACCUUUCUGAAGAGAAUGUCCAGUUCCUCAAGAAGAUAACUGCAGAGGAAUACAAAGCUCAGACAGCCAGCAAGCUGUGCCCUCUAAAAGAUGAGCCAUGGCCACUGAACGAGUGGAAACCAGAUUCCGUCAGAGUUGGUGUUGUUGCAGUAAAACUGGGAAUGAUGCCAGUAUGGACCAAGUCAGGAAAAAAACAUGCUGUCACACUACUUAAGGUGCAAGAUUGCCAUGUUUUAAGAUACAUUUCAAAGGAAGAGUCGGGUGGAAAAACAUCUAAGCUACUUGUUGGAGGCAAAAAUGCAUCUCCUUUUUCUAAAUCAGAGUCUGCAAUGGAAAUUUUUAAAGAAGCUGGAGUACCACGGAAGCAGAAAGUGACAACAUUUAAUGUAACAGAUGAUGCCAUAAUUAAACCAGGUACUCCUUUGUAUGCUGCUCACUUCCGCCCAGGGCAGUUCGUGGAUGUUACUGCAAAAACAAUAGGUAAAGGAUUUCAAGGUGUCAUGAAAAGGUGGGGAUUUAAAGGCCAGCCUGCUAGCCAUGGCCAGACAAAAACUCACAGACGUCCUGGAGCAAUAUCUACCAAUAAAGCUUCCAAAGUUUAUCGCGGAAAGAAAAUGCCUGGUAAAAUGGGUAACAUCUAUAGGACAUCUCUUGGAUUAAAGGUGUGGAGGAUCAACACAAAACAUGACAUUAUUUAUGUAAAUGGGUCUGUUCCAGGUCACACAAAUUGUCUGGUGAAG